AUGGUGUUGUCCAACAUAGUCGAAGACCUCGGCAAAGGCGCAUACCCAGCCAUUUCAGAAGUCAAAGAAGACAUCGUACAGGCAAGUGUACAGCAGGGCAACGAUGGAGUCAAGGUUCCGUCGGUGACACCCAUCAGCGAUCAUGCCCUAUUUGUUCCACGUUAUGAUAAAGGCAUGAAAGAUAUCACAGCCGGCGUCGGCAAACUACAAGUCCAUUACGAAUUACUGAGUCAAAGGUUGUCGUCGUUCGGAACGAGGCUCAGCACUGCCGAGAAGAAACGCAAGAAGCUGGUCAAGGUCUCGAACGCCGUGGAGAGAAAAAUCGAGGCCAGAAGGGCAGAAGUCCAAUCACUGGACAUCAAGUUUCUAUGCGAAGGGAUUAAGGACCGGGAUUUGGAUCUCUUACUUGAGAUGGAAACUUCGGAGCUUUGGGGCGCCAAGACCAGGAGGAAUAUCCAAAUGGAGAAGAUCGACAAGAAACUGGACGAAAUCGAUCGCUUCAUUGAGGCACACGAAGCAACGUAA
Messenger RNA from Colletotrichum godetiae, 525 nucleotides. RefSeq lists its product as uncharacterized. Bases 1 to 525 code for a protein of 174 amino acids. The record is from RefSeq and is a predicted model, not a curated record. NCBI's taxonomy places the organism in Eukaryota, Fungi, Ascomycota, Sordariomycetes, Glomerellales, Glomerellaceae. The transcript has a single exon.